UUAAAGGAUGCCAAGGUGGUAUUUGUUGUUGGUGGACCAGGUAGUGGUAAAGGAACACAAUGUGCCAAAAUUGUAGAAAAAUAUGGUUUUACUCACCUUUCUACUGGUGAUUUAUUACGAGAGGAAGUAGCUUCAGGUUCAGAAAGAGGCAAGAAGUUAACUGAAAUCAUGAAAAAAGGAGAUCUUGUCCCUCUUGAUACAGUAUUAGCUAUGUUGAAAGAUGCUAUGAUAGCUAAAGCUGACAAGAGUAAAGGAUUUUUGAUAGAUGGAUAUCCAAGAGAAUUGGAUCAAGGCCUUCGAUUUGAAAAAGAGGUUGCUAAAUGUACCUGUGUAUUAUAUUUUGAUGUAUCUAAUGAGACAAUGACAAAGAGAUUGUUAGAGCGAGGUAAAUCUAGUGGUCGAGUUGAUGAUAAUGAAGAAACUAUUAAAAAACGAUUACAAACCUUCCAUAAUCAGACAAAACCUGUUAUAGAUUAUUAUUCACAACAAGAUAAAGUAGCUCAUAUCAAAGCUGAAGGAAGUGUAGAUGAAAUAUUUACAGAAGUAAAGAAGUUUAUGGAUAACCAAUCUUGGUAG
This is a messenger RNA of Lottia gigantea (owl limpet), 576 nucleotides long. RefSeq lists its product as hypothetical. The annotation marks the transcript as partial. The transcript has 5 exons. The record is from RefSeq and is a predicted model, not a curated record. Gene Ontology annotation, biological process: 'de novo' pyrimidine nucleobase biosynthetic process; nucleoside triphosphate biosynthetic process; pyrimidine nucleotide biosynthetic process. Gene Ontology annotation, cellular component: cytoplasm; cytosol. Gene Ontology annotation, molecular function: ATP binding; AMP kinase activity. Lineage: Eukaryota; Metazoa; Mollusca; Gastropoda; Lottiidae.